Molecule: messenger RNA, 1740 nt
Organism: Kwoniella shivajii
Lineage: Eukaryota; Fungi; Basidiomycota; Tremellomycetes; Tremellales; Cryptococcaceae
Product: pyruvate kinase
Exons: 12
Coding region: 1-1740 (579 amino acids)
Biological process (GO): glycolytic process
Cellular component (GO): cytoplasm
Molecular function (GO): magnesium ion binding; pyruvate kinase activity; potassium ion binding
Source: RefSeq, a predicted model, not a curated record
AUGACAUUCGCCCUUGGACAUUAUCCACCUUCACGACCACGAACCCCUUCUCCACCCAAAUAUCUCCCCGCUCGAUUACCUGCUACCUCCCAUUCUGACGAAUACAGGUCAUCUAUCGGUGGGAUCAGCAACAUGACAACCAGCCCUUACGCCAACAGUACCCCCAUGUCCCAGCUUGCCUGGCAAGCAUCUCUCAAUACAACCUUCGCCGAAUUGACUGAAGAUGACCAUUUCUUGAGAAAGACAUCCAUCAUCGCUACUAUCGGUCCUAAAGUCAACAAUGUAGACAUGCUCGUCAAACUCGCUGAAGCCGGCAUGAACAUUGUCCGAAUGAACUUCUCCCACGGUUCAUAUGAAUACCAUCAAUCUGUCGUUGACAAUGCACGAGCCGCCGCCGCGAAGAGUCCCAGCGGUCGACCUUUAGCUAUCGCCCUUGACACCAAAGGUCCCGAGAUCAGAACUGGUCUGAUGAAGGAUGAUGCUGAUAUUCCCAUCAACGCCGGUCACGAAUUCUGGGUCACCACCGAUAAGUCAUUCGCUGAAUCUGGUACCGCUGAGCAGAUCUUCAUGGACUAUAGCAACCUCCCUAAAGUCACCGCUCCUGGCAAGCUCAUUUACGUCGAUGAUGGUAUUCUCUCCCUCCAAGUCGUUUCCAUCGAGGGUGACAAGAUCCGAGUCAAAUCACUCAACUCUGGUACCCUCUCCUCUCGAAAGGGUGUCAACCUUCCUAAAACCGCUGUUGACUUGCCCCCUCUUUCCGACAAGGACAAGGCAGACUUGGCCUUUGGUGUCAAAAACGGUGUUGACAUGAUCUUUGCUUCAUUUAUCCGAUCUGCCAACGACGUCAAGGAGAUCAGAAAGGUUCUCGGUACCGAAGGUGCCAGCAUCAAGAUCAUUGUCAAGAUCGAGAACGAGCAAGGUGUCCAAAACUUUGAUGAAAUCUUGAAGGAGACUGAUGGUGUCAUGGUUGCUCGAGGUGACUUGGGUAUCGAAAUCCCAGCAAGUCAAGUCUUCAUGGCGCAAAAGAUGAUGAUUGCCAAAUGUAACGUUGCUGGUAAACCCGUCAUCUGUGCUACUCAAAUGUUGGAGUCCAUGACUUACAACCCUCGACCAACCCGAGCUGAAGUUUCCGAUGUCGCCAACGCUGUCAUGGACGGUGCUGACUGUGUCAUGCUUUCCGGUGAGACCGCCAAGGGUAAAUACCCCAUCGAGGCUGUCAAAAUGAUGGCCGAGACCGCUUAUCUCGCCGAGAAAUCCAUCGCCUAUCCUCACUUAUUCGACCAACUCCGAGCUCUUACCCCUCGACCCACCGAGACCGCCGAGACUCUUGCUUUGUCCGCUGUUGCCGCUGCCAUUGAGCAAGACGCGGGUGCUAUCAUCGUCCUCUCCACCAGUGGUGUUUCUGCCAGACUUCUCUCCAAGUACCGACCUUCAUGCCCUAUCAUCUGUGUCACUCGAAACCAACAAACCGCUCGACAAGCCCAUUUGUCCAGAGGUGUAUACCCCGUAUGGUACCCAGAACCCAGAGGUGUCCCUUCUGAGAAAUGGCAAAUCGACGUUGACAACCGAAUCAGAUAUGGUCUCCGAGCUGCUCUCCAACUCGGUAUCGUUAAGCCCGAAGCCACUGUUAUGGCUGUACAAGGAUGGAAGGGUGGUUUGGGUCACACCAACACCCUCAGAAUUCUCAGUGUCCCCGCCGAUCCCGCAGAUCUCGACCUCCACUCCAUCGACCGAGAGUAA